Molecule: messenger RNA, 14026 nt
Organism: Microplitis demolitor
Lineage: Eukaryota; Metazoa; Arthropoda; Insecta; Hymenoptera; Braconidae
Gene: kst
Product: spectrin beta chain, non-erythrocytic 1
Exons: 13
Coding region: 231-13253 (4340 amino acids)
Biological process (GO): actin cytoskeleton organization
Cellular component (GO): cortical actin cytoskeleton; cell projection; cell junction
Molecular function (GO): actin filament binding; phospholipid binding
Source: RefSeq, a predicted model, not a curated record
CAGUCGUAUUUUGGUCUUCUUUCGAGCGCCUAUACAAUAUUUUAUAUCUAUUUUUUUUUUGUGUUUAAUUAAUUUAUCCUAUAUAUAAAUUUAUAAAUAAAUAAAUACAGAUAUAAAUAUUAUUUUGAUACACUGUGAUCAUUUUUUUUUUAUAUAUUAUUAUAUUAAAUAUAGUGGUGAAUAAAAUUAUUUCUGCAUCGAUAUAAUAUAUAUAUAUACUCACGAGAAAUAUGUCUUAUCAGUAUGGGGCACAGUAUGAGCCCGGCGCUAGUCAAUGCGCCGUACCAGCAGCACCCCAAGGAAUUCAUAAUAGACGACUACUACUGUUGGAGGAGUAUCCGCCAAGACGGAUUGAUAAAUACCGAGGCGGUCCAAAUAUACAAAGGAGAAUGACUCAGAGAGAAGAUGUGCUCAAAUUCGAGCAGGGAAGGAUCAAAGCCCUGCAAGAAGAACGUUUACAUAUACAAAAAAAAACAUUUACAAAAUGGAUAAAUUCAUUUUUAUUAAAGGCACGGAUGGAAGUAGAAGAUUUGUUUACCGAUCUUGCAGACGGAAAAAAACUUUUGAAACUUUUGGAAAUAAUAUCCGGAGAAAGGUUGGCUAAGCCAAAUAAUGGCCGCAUGCGAGUCCAUAAAAUCGAAAAUGUUAACAAGUCAUUGGCUUUUCUUCACACUAAGGUACGAUUGGAAAGUAUUGGAGCAGAAGAUAUUGUUGAUGGAAAUCCUCGAUUAAUAUUAGGAUUGAUAUGGACAAUUAUUCUUAGGUUUCAAAUUCAAGAAAUAGAAAUAGAUGUUGAUGAAGAAAAUGAAAGUAGUGAAAAAAAAUCAGCCAAAGAUGCUCUAUUACUUUGGUGUCAAAGAAAAACUAAUGGCUAUCCACAUGUUAAUAUACAAGAUUUUACAGGAUCUUGGAGAAGUGGUUUGGGUUUUAAUGCUCUUAUUCAUGCUCAUAGACCAGAUUUGGUUAAUUGGUCAGAAUUACAACAAACACGACACAUUGAUAAUCUUAAUUAUGCAUUUGAUGUUGCAAAUAGUGAAUUGGGUAUUCCAAGACUUCUUGAUGCUGAAGAUGUCGAUACUGCAAGACCAGAUGAAAAAUCAAUAAUGACUUAUGUUGCAUCUUAUUAUCAUACAUUUGCUCGUAUGAAAAAUGAAAUAAAAAGUGGUAAAAGAAUAGCAAAUAUUGUUGGUCAAAUGAUGGAUGCUGAUAAAAUGAAAAUUCAUUAUGAAAAAUUAACAACAAAUUUAUUAGAAUGGAUAAAAUUAAAAAUAACAGUACUUGAAAAUAGAAAUUUUCCAAAUUCAUUAGAGGGUAUCCAACGUCAAUUAUUGUCAUUUAAACAAUAUCGUACUAUUGAAAAACCACCAAAGUAUAAAGAACGUUCUGAAAUAGAAGCAUUAUAUUUUCAUAUAAAUACUCAACUUAAAUCAUUAAAUCAACCGGCAUUUAUACCACAAGAGGGACAAUUAAUUCAAGAUAUUGAAAGAAAUUGGGUUGAAUUAGAACGUGCUGAGCAUCGACGUGAAGUUGCAUUACGUACUGAAUUAUUAAGACAAGAAAGAUUAGAACAACUUAAUUAUAAAUUUGAAAAAAAAAGUGUAUUAAGAGAGGGUUAUCUUAAAGAAAUGAUACAAGUAUUAUCAGAUCCACGUUAUGGUAGUAAUUUAUCACAAAUAGAUGCAACUGUUAAAAAACAUGAAGCAAUAAGUGCUGAUAUACUUGCUCGUGAAGAACGUUUUCAUGAUUUAACAAAUAUGUCUCAAGAGCUUGUUAGAGAAAAUUAUCAUAGUUUAGAACGUGUUAAAAUACGUGAACAAGAAGUACUUGAAAGAUGGAAACAAUUAUUAAAAUUAUUAGAUCAUCAUAAAUAUAAUUUAACAUCAUUAUCAUCAUUAAUGAGUUUAAUGAGAGAAAUAGAUACAACACUUGUUAGUAUUAAUGAAUUAAAAUUAAAUUUUCAAAGUACAGAUGUUGGUCCACAUUUAUUGGGUGUUGAAGAUUUAUUACAAAAGCAUAGUUUACAAGAACUUCAAGUAACAGCUAUUGGUGAAACACAAAGACGUAUUGGUAGACAAGCUGGACAAUAUCUUUCUAAUAAUAUUGUUAUAUCAUCAUCAUCACCACCAUCAUCAUCAUCAUCAUCAUCACAGCCAUUAAAUAAAGAACAAUUACAAUUAUUAGAAAAAAAACUAAUAAUAUUAAAUAAAACUUACAAUGAUUUAAUUGAAAAUAGUAAAGAACGUAAAAUGAGAUUAGAAGAUGCAAGAAAUUUUUAUCAUUUUUUACAAGAUCAUGAAGAUGAAGAAUCAUGGCUUAUUGAAAAACAACGUAUAUGUAAAACAGGUAUAUCAGCUAAAGAUUUACGUGCUGUUAUAUCAUUACAACAAAAACAUAAAUCAUUAAUUGAUGAAAUAAAAGUUAGAAAACCUAAAUCUGAUCAAUUAUGUAAUGCUGGUAUUAAAUUAAUAAAUGAUAAUCAUUCAUCAUCUAUUGAAAUAAAUAAUCGUAUUGAAUCAUUAAAAGAACAUUGGAAAGUACUUGAUGAAUUACAAGGAUUAAGAAAAAAAAAACUUGAUGAUGCUGCUGAAGCAUUUCAAUAUUAUACAGAUGCUAAUGAAGCUGAUUCAUGGAUUAAUGAAAAAAUGUCACUUGUUACAUCAAAUGAUUAUGGUGUUGAUGAACCAAGUGCACAAGCAUUAUUACAAAGACAUAAAGAUCUUGAAGGUGAAUUAAAUGCAUAUAAAGGUGAUGUACAAUCAUUAAAUAUUCAAGCUGAUAAACUUAUUAAAUCAGGUAUAUCAACAUUACAAUUAUCAAAUGAUUCAGAGCCAGUUGCUGAAUUAGAACAAGAUGAAUGGUCACAAGAAACACGAUUAGUACCACAAGAUGAAUGGGUUGAUGAAAUAAUUGAACGUAUUGAAACACGUACUGUACUUGAAGAUAGAUUAGUACCACAAGUUAAAAGUUUAUAUCCAUUUAAUGGACAAGGUAUGAAUAUGAUUAAAAAUGAAAUAAUGUUUUUAUUAAAUAAAACAAAUCCUGAUUGGUGGAAUAUUAGAAAAUCAGAUGGUACUGAUGGUUUUGUACCAGCAAAUUAUGUACGUGAAAUAGAACCUAAAGUAAUUCAAGUACAAGUUAAAAAACCUGAAAAAAUUCGUAUAACACAACGUGUUAAAAAAACUAAAAUGGUUAAUAAAAUAAUACCUGUUAGAAGAAUAAAAUCAAUAAAAUCAACAGUUAAACCAUUAAUAAAUCGUAAAAUAAUAAUAAAUAAUGAUGAUAAUGAUGAUGAUAAUAAUGUUGAAAAAAGGCAAAAAAUAAUAAAUGAUAGAUAUAAUGAAUUAAUAAUAUUAUCAAUAAAACGUCAUGCAUUAUUAGAUGAUUCUAUAAGACUUUAUGGUUUUUAUCGUGAAUGUGAUGAUUUUGAAAAAUGGAUAAAAGAUAAAGAAAAAAUGCUUAGAUCUGAUGAUUCACGUGAUAAUGUUGAAACAGCUAAAAGAAAAUAUGAAAAAUUUUUAACAGAUCUUUCGGCUUCUGGUAAAAGAAUAGAAGCUAUUGAUUUAUCUGUUAAUGAAUUUAUAAAUCAAGGUCAUAGUAAAUUAGAUAAAGUUAAAUCACGUCAAAAUCAUAUACAUAAACUUUGGGAUCAUUUAAAUUGGUUAAAAUCACAAAAAGAAAAAAGUUUAGAAGGUGCAUCAAGUGUUGAAUUAUUUAAUCGUACUUGUGAUGAAGCUAAUGAUUGGAUGAAUGAAAAAAUAAAUCAAUUAGAUACUGAUGAAUUAGGACCAGAUUUAAAAACAGUACAAGCAUUACAACGUAGACAUCAAAAUUUAGAACGUGAAUUAGCACCUGUUGAAGAAAAAGUACGUAAAGUUAAUUUAUUAGCAAAUAGUGUUAAAAGUUCAUAUCCAAAUGAACAUAAAAAUGUUGAUAAAAGAUUAAAUGAAAUAAAAUUAUUAUGGAAUAAAGUACAAUCUAAAGCUAAAGAACGUCGUUCACGUUUAGAAGAUGCUGUUGGUCAACAAAUAUUUAUAAAUAGUUCAAAAAAUUUAAUUAAUUGGGGUUAUGAUAUACAAAAUAUUAUAAAAGUUGAAGAAUCUGUUCGUGAUGUUGAAACAGCUGAAAAAUUUAUUAAAAAAUAUAAUGAAAUAGGUGAUGAAAUUAAAAAUCGUAAAGAUGAAUUUAAUGAAGUACAAGAUCUUGGUAAACAAUUAUUACAACGUAAUAAUAAUUUGAAUGAUGUUAAAGAAUAUUUAGAUAAACUUGAUGGAUUAUAUAAUAAUUUAAUAACUAAUUGGAAUAAUAAAGAAAAUUGGUUAAAUCAAUGCCUUGAUUUACAACAAUUUAAUCGUGAAGCUGAUCAAAUUGAAGCAACAACAAGUUCACAUCAAGCAUUUCUUGAAUUUACAAAUCUUGGUGAAUCACUUGAUGAUGUUGAAGCAUUACUUAAACAACAUGAAAAAUUUCAAAAUACAUUAAUGGCUCAAGAUGAACGUCUUAAAAUAUUUAGUGAUACUGCUGAUCGUUUAAUAUUUAAAAAUCAUUAUGAUAAAGAUUAUAUUAAUGAUAAACGUAAUCAAGUUAUUUUACGUCGUUUAGCUGUUAAAGAUGCUGCUCAAUUAAGACAAUCAGCAUUAAAAGCAUCCGAAUAUUAUCAACAAUUUUCAGCAGAAGUUGAUGAUUUACGUGAUUGGCUUGGUGAUAAAAUGAAAAUAGCUUCUGAUGAAAAUUAUCGUGAUUUAAAUAAUUUAGAACGUAAAUUACAAAAACAUGAAGCAUUUGAACGUGAAUUACGUGCUAAUGAAGGACAAUUACGUAAUGUUAAUAAAGCUGGUAAAGUUUUAAUAUCUCAACAAAAUUAUCGUUCAAAUGAUGUAUCACAAAUAUUAAAAGAUCUUAAUAAUCAAUGGAAUCAUUUAGUUGAUUUAUCAUUAGAAAAAGGACAUAGAUUACGUCAAGCUGCAUCACAACAUGGUUAUAAUAGAACAAUGGAAGAUGCUAGAUUAAAACUCGAAGAAAUUCAAACAUCAUUACAAAGUAAACAAGUUGGUAUUGAUUUAAGAAGCUGUAAAGAAUUAUUAAAAAAACAUCAAACAUUGGAAAGUGAUAUGUAUCAAUGGGAACAAAAAGUUGAUGAUUUAGUUGCAAUGGGUCAAGAAAUGGCACAUGAGGGUCAUUUUGAUGCUAAAAAUAUUUUAAAAACUAGUCAAGCAACACAAAAAAAAUUUCGUGAUUUAAAAAUACCAGCAAAAAAAAGACGUGAAGCACUUGAAGAAAGUUUACGUUUUCAUAAAUUUCGUUUUGAACUUGAUGCUGAAUUACACUGGAUAAAAGAUCAUUUACCACAGGCAUCAUCAACAAUGCUUGGACAAAAUCUUCAUCAAGCUCAAACGCUUCAUAAAAAACACAAAAAAUUAGAGGCUGAAAUAAUUGGACAUGAACCAAUGAUUGAUAAAGCAUUAGCAACUGGUCAAGGACUUAUUGAUCAAUCUCAUCCAGAAAGAAAAAAAAUUCAAGAACUGUGUGAAGAAUUAGAUGAUGCUUGGAAAAAUUUACAAGAUAAAGCUGGUGAACGAAGUCGUGCAUUAGAUUUAUCAUUGAGAGCUCAAGAAUUUUUCUUUGAAGCUGGUGAAGUUGAAAGUUGGUUAUGUGAAAAAAAUGAUGUUUUAAGUUCAACUGAUUAUGGUAGAGAUCGUGAUGCUGCUACUAAAUUACUUACUAAACACAAAACUGUAGAACUUGAAUUAGAUUCUUACAACGGAAUAGUUACGGAAAUGGGUCACACAGCAGCAGCAAUGGUAAAUGCAAAACAUCCUGACAGUAAAGCUAUUGCUGGUAAACAACAAGCAAUCGCACAGCAAAUGCGUGCACUUCAAAGAUUAGCAAUAACUAGACAACAAAGAUUAAUGGAAAGUAUGUAUCGUCAUGAAUAUUUUCUUGAAAGUCGUGAAUUGGAACAAUGGAUUAAAGAACAAGAACAAGCUGCUGGUUCUGAAGAUUAUGGUCAUGAUUAUGAGCAUUUAUUAAUUUUACAAGCUAAAUUUAAUGAUUUUAAACAUCGUAUUGAAGCUGGAUCAGAAAGAUUUAAUCAGUGUGAAGAACUUGCUAAAAAAUUAAUAAAUAAUGAAAGUCCUUAUAUUCAAGAUAUAGAAAAACGUCAAGAGCAACUUGGAGGUGAUGAGGAUGAUCCUGUAAUACAAGUACGCAAGAAACAUAAACAUAUGUGGGAAUCAUGGCAACAUCUAUUAGGAUUGAUACGUCAUCGUGAACAACGUUUACAAGCUGCUGGUGAAAUUCAUCGUUUUCAUCGUGAUGUUGCUGAAGCAUUAUCACGAAUUCAAGAAAAAGAAGCAGCACUUCCUGAAGAUUUAGGACGUGAUUUAAAUUCUGUAUUAGCACUUAUUAGACGUCAUGAAGGAUUUGAAAAUGAUUUAGUAGCAUUAGAAGCACAACUUCAAGUAUUAGUUGAAGAUGCGUCAAGAUUAAAAAUUUUAUAUCCAGGUAAUAAUGCAUCUCAUAUUGAUCAACAACAACAAAUAGUAUUAGCUAAUUGGGAAGAAUUGAAGGAAAAAUCAGCAAAUCGUCGUGAUGAAUUACAAGCAAGUUGUGAUUUACAACGUUUUUUAACUCAAUUACGUGAUUUAAUGAAUUGGGCUGCUGGAUUACGUGCUGGUUUAUCAACAGAAGAUAAAGUACGUGAUGCUGCAAGUGCUCAAAUACUUAAAGCUGAACAUGAAGCAUUAAAGGGUGAAAUAGAAGCAAGAGAAGAUAGUUUUAGUUCUGUUGUUGAUUUUGGUCAAGUAAUGAUACAAAAUGGGCAUUAUGCUAUUAAUGAAGUUGAAGAAAAAUGUAAUCAAUUGUUAGAAGAAAGACAAAAACUUCAUACUGCUUGGCAACAAAAAAAAAUUCAUUUAGAUCAACUUAUUGAUUUACAUUUUUUCUUACGUGAUGCUAAACAACUUGAUAAUUUAUCAACAACUCAAGAAGCAGCAUUAAGUGGUGAUAAUUUUGGUGUAUCUGUUGAAGAAAUUUAUGGACAAUUAAAAAAACAUAAUGAAUUUGAAAAAUUACUUGUUACACAAGAAGAAAAAUUAAUAGCACUUAAAGAACAUGGUGAUAAAUUAUUAUCACAAAAUCAUUUUGAUUCAUUAAAUAUAUCUAAACGAUUAGAACAAAUAAAAAGUAAACGUGAAAAAAUAAAUAUUUUAUGUAAUGAACGUCGUAAUAAAUUAGAAGCAAGUUUACUUUAUGUACAAUUUAUUCGUGAUGUUUGUGAAGCUGAAUCAUGGAUUGAUGAAAAAGAAAAAAAAAUUGAAUCAGAAUCAUUUAAAGGUCAAAUAUUAAGUUUAGAAGAUAAAAUUAAAAAAUUACAAAAACAUCAAGCUUUUCAAGCUGAAUUAGCUGCUAAUAAAAGUAGAAUUGAAGAAAUAAAUACAAAAGGUGAAAUUUUAAUAUCAAAAAAACAUUCAUCUUGUACUGAAAUACGUAAUCAAUUAGAUAAAUUAAAAGAUAGAUGGAAUAAAUUAUUAGUAAUAUCUAGUAAUCGUGGUAGAGGUUUAGAAGAAGCACAAGAUAUACUUGAAUUUAAUAAUCAAGUUGAAAAAAUAGAAUCAUGGAUACGUGAUAAAGAAAUGAUGGUACAAGCUGGUGAUACUGGUAAAGAUUAUGAGCAUUGUUUAAGUCUUCAACGUAAACUAGAUGAUGUUGACAGUGAUAUGAGAGUUGAUGAUACAAGAAUAAAAUCAAUAAAUUCAUUAGCCGAUAAACUUAUAAAACAACAACAACAAUCAAAUAACAAUAAUAAUAAUAAUAAUAAUAAUAAUAAUAAUAAUAAUAAUAAUAAUAACAACAACGAUGAUCAAUCGAAUAAUAAAUUAAUUCAACAACGACGUGAUAAUGUUAAUUUGAAAUGGAAAAAUCUACAAGGUGCAUUAACAAAUUAUAGAUCAUUAUUAGCUGGUGCAUUAGAAAUUCAUUUAUUUAAUCGUGAUAUUGAUGAUACAAGUCAACGUGUUAUUGAAAAAUCAUUAGCUAUGAAUACAACAGAUAUUGGUAAAGAUUUAGCUGCUGUUGAACAUUUACAACGUAAACAAGAUACAAUGGAACGUGAUAUGACUGCUAUUGAAGGUAAAUUAAAUGAACAUAAAUUAGAAGCUAAUAAAUUAUCAUCUAAAUAUAUAAAUAAUGCACCACAAAUAAAUGCAAUGUUAAAUAAUCUUGAAUCAAAUUGGGAUCAAUUACAGCAUUUAACAAAACAAAGACGUAAUAAUUUAAAUAAAGCUUAUACAUUACAUAAAUUUAAAUUUGAUUUAAAUGAAGUUGAAAUAUGGGUUAAUGAUACUAUUAAACGUAUGAAUGAAUCUGGUAUACCAACAACAAUAUCUGAAGCUCAAUCAUUAUUAGAACUUCAUAAAGAAAUAAAAGCUGAAAUAGAUGGACGUAAAGAUAUGAUUAAUUCACUUAAUGAACAUGCACUUAAAUUAAUUAAAAUUUAUCCUGAUAUUAAAAAUAAUAUUUAUCAUUUAGAAAAUAUAAAUAAAAAUUUAGUUAAUGCUUGGAAUGAAAGACAUGAUAAAUUAAUAAAAUCAUAUCAUUUACAACAAUUUAAAGAACAAGCUGAUCAAGCAGAUAGUUGGUUAUCAACAAAAGAAGCAUUUUUAAAUAAUGAUGAUCUUGGUGAAUCAUUAUCUGGUGUUGAAACAUUAAUACGUAAACACAAUGAAUUUGAUAAAAUGUUAACAUCACAAUUAGGACGUAUUAAUGAAUUGGAAUUAUUUUCAAAUGAAAUACUUGAAAAUUAUAAUAUAAAUAAUAAUAUUGAUUCAACUGAUUGUAAUAUUAUUAAAUCAAGAUUAUUAUCUGUAUGUACAAGACGUGAUAAAUUAAUAAAUAAUGUUACAAUAAGAAUAAAUAAAUUAUUAGAAAGUCGUCAAUUACAUAAAUUUUUAAUAAAUAUAUAUGAAGUUGAAGGUUGGUUACAUCAAAAGCAACAAGUUGCUGGUGAUGAAAAUUAUCGUGAUUCAACAAAUUUACAAAGUAAAAUACAAAAACAUUUAGCAUUUGAAAGUGAAUUAGUUGCUAAUCGUGGACGUAUUAAUGAUAUUAUUAAUGAAGGUGAAAAUUUAAUAAAUAAUAAUCAUUAUGCAACAAAAGAAAUAAAAGAUCGUUUAGAAGAUUUAGAAUCACAAUGGAGAAUAUUACAAGAAACAAGUGAAUUAAAAAAAAAUCGUUUAAAUGAUGCAUAUCAGGCAUUAUUAUUUAAUCGUACAUUAGAUGAAUUUGAAGCAUGGAUGGAUGAUAUUGAAACACAAUUACAAUCAGAGGAUCAUGGUAAAGAUUUAUCAAGUAUUGCUAAUUUAUUAAAACGUCAUAAUAAUUUAGAAAAUGAUGUACUUGGCCAUAAUGAAGCAUGUGAAUCUAUUAAAGAUACUGCAUAUAAUUUUAAUAAAACAAAACAUUUUAUGUCUGAUGAAAUAAAUGAAAGAGCUAAAAAUUGUAUUAAUAGAUACAAUAGUUUACAAGAGCCUAUUCAAAUACGUCGUGAUAAUUUAGAAGAUGCUAAAUUAUUACAUCAAUUUUUACGUGAUAUUGAAGAUGAAUUAAAUUGGUUAAUUGAAAAAGAACAAUUAGCUUGUAAUAAUGAUUUAGGUAAUUCAUUAAUAAAUGUACAAAGAUUACAAAAAAAACAUCAAGCACUUGAAGCUGAAAUAAUAUCACGUGAGCCAGUUGUUUCAUCAUUAUCAGUACGUGCUGCUAAUAUGAUAAGAAAUGGUCAUUUUGCAUCUGAUAAAAUAGAAUCAUCAAUUCAAGAAUUACAAAAAAAAUUAAUAAAUAUAAAAGAUAUUUCAAGUAUUAGAAAAUUACGUCUUCUUGAUGCUGUUGAAUCACAAAUGUUUUAUACUGAAGCUGGUGAAGCUGAACAAUGGAUUAAAGAAAAAUAUCAUAAAAUAACAUCAAAUGAUUAUGGUAAAGAUGAAGAUUCUGUUGAAUUUUUAUUAAAAAAAUUACAAGAUAUUGAACGUGAUUUAUUAUCAUUUGAAUCAAUAAUUGAUAAUUUAAAUAAAUUAUCACAAGGAUUAAUAAAUCGUAAUCAUUUUGAUAGUAAAAAUAUACAACAAAAACAAUUAUAUAUUAUUGAUAAAUUUACAGAAUUAAAAAAAUUACGUGAUAUUAGAUUAAAAAGAUUAAAUGAAAGUAAAAAAUUAUAUCAAUUUAUACGUCAAGCUGAUGAAGUUAUUGAAUGGAUAUGUGAUCAAACAACAAUUGCUGCAUCUGAAGAUUAUGGACGUGAUGUUGAACAUGUUGAAUUAUUAAUUCAAAUAUUUGAUAAUUUUUUAUCUGGUUUAACAGCAAGUGAAAGUCGUGUAUUUAUGAUUAUUGAUGCUGGUGAAAAAUUAAUAAAAGAUAAUAAUAAUACUGAUGAUACUGAUAAAAUAAAUAAUAAAAUAUAUGAAACAAAACAACAAUGGGAUGAUUUAAAAGAAUUAGCACAUGCAAGACAAGAAGCAUUAGCUGGUGCUAAACAAGUACAUAUGUUUGAUAGAACAGCUGAUGAAACAAUAUCAUGGAUACAAGAAAAAGAUGCUAGUUUAAGUGCUGAUGGUUAUGGACAUGAUCUUGAAACAAUUCAAGCUCUUGUACGUAAACAUAAAGCUUUUGAAACAGAUUUAGCUGCUGUUAAAGAACAAGUUGAAUCUGUUAUUGCUGAAGCAUCAAGACUUGCUGAAUUAUUUCCAGAUGCACGUGAGCAUAUUGCUGUUAAACAUGAAGAAGUUGAUGAAAAUUGGAAUGAAUUAUUAAAUAAAGCUGAACAACGACAAUAUAAAUUAACUCAAGCUGAACAAUUAGAGGCAUAUUUUGAUGAAUAUAGAGAUUUAACAUUUUGGAUAAAUGAAAUGAUUGCUAAAGUAACAGCACCAGAAUUAGCACGUGAUGUACCUGGUGCUGAAAUAUUAAUAUCACGACAUAAUGAAUAUAAAGUUGAAAUAGAUUCAAGACAAGAUGAAUUUUAUAAUUUUAAUAAAACUGGUAAUACUUUAAUACAACAGGGUCACUUUUUAUCUAAAGAAAUAAAAGAUAAAAUAACAAUUCUUGAUAAUAAAAAAAAAAUAUUAAUAGAUACAUGGGAUAAACGUAAAUUAAUAUAUGAACAAAAUUAUGAUACUCAAAUAUUUAAACGUGAAGCUGAAACACUUGAAAAUUGGUUAAUAACACGUGAGCCAAUGCUUAAUGAUAAUAAUUUUGGUGAUACAAUACCACAGGUUGAAGAUUUAAUAAGAAAACAUGAAGAUUUUGAAAAAACAAUAGAAGCACAAGAAGAUAAAUUUAAAGCUCUUAAACGUAUAACAAUGUUAGAACGUUUAUUUCAAAAACAACAACAAGAUGAAUUACAAGCACGUCAAGCUGAAAAAGAACGUAUUGAACGUCUACGUAUUGAAGAACGUAAAAAAAAAGAAGUACAACGUAUUACUGAAGAACGUAAACGUGAAGAAGAACGUCGUAAAUUAGAUAAUAAUAAUUCAUCUCAUGAUAUCAUAAAUAUUAAUAAUAUUAAUGGUAAUACUGAUCAUCAUCAUUCACAUCAUCAACAUCAUCAUAGUGAAUCUAUUAAUCGUUUGGCACCAUUAAAAACUACUCAAGAAUCAACAUCAGCAGGAGCAACAGCAACAGCAUCAUCAUCAUCAUCAUCAUCAUCAUCAGGAAAUUCAUCAAAAUCACAUGGUAUUUCUCAUGUAUUUGGUGAUCGUUUAAAACGUACAACAGUAGAUAUAAAACGUGCUGAAAGUAUGAAAAUUGAUAGUAAAAAACCUAAACGAACACCAAGUUUUACAACAAGACGACGUACUCAAAGUUUCCGUAAGCAUCAACGUAUGGAAAAUAUGGAUCCUUUAAGUCCUGUUGAAAUUCAAGGUAUACUUGAACGUAAACAUGAAUUACAAAGUGGUGGUAAAAAAGCUGCUGUACGUUCAUGGAAACAAUAUUUUACAGUACUUUGUGGACAAUUAUUGUGUUUCUUUAAAGAUUAUAAUGAUUUUUCAUUAAGUAAAGCUGCUACUGCACCAAUAACAAUUUACAAUGCUAUUUGUGAAAAGGCUGAUGAUUACACAAAACGUAAAAAUGUAUUCAGACUUAAAUGUACAGAUGGUUCGGAAUUUUUAUUUCUUGCUGCUAAUCAACAAGAAAUGGAAGAUUGGGUUAAUAAAAUAUCAUUUCACGCUAAAUUACCACCUAGUAUGCAAUUAUUGAAAUAUGAUGAAUCACAAAAAGCUGAUGAUUUAGAUUUAAAUAGAUUAAAAACUAUAACACCAGAUAUUACUGGUGAUGAUGAUGCAUCAACUGGAAGUAGUCAUGUAUCAACUCCUGAAUUUGAACGUAAAAAUUCAGUAAUACGUCGAGAUAUAUCUCAAGAUACUCAAAAUACUCAAAAUACAACUAAUUUAUCGAGCAAUGUUCAAGUUGAAUUUUUACAAAAACAUCGACAAGCUCAACAAAGUCGGGUUAAUACACGAAAUAGUACAGAAUUAAUAGCUGCUGAAUCACAAACACAAACUGAAUUUUUACAAAAACAUAAACAACAACAGCAAAAUUUAUUAGCACAACAGCAACAACAAUUAAUUCAUCAUGAACAAUUGUCAAGUCAAAGAGAUCAAUAUCAAGCUACACUAAAUGAUCGUCCACCUGUUCCACCUAGAGGUGCACCACCACCAAUUCCCGUUAGAUCACCUAGUUCUGAAAAUGUCACACCAUUGAGACGUAAUGAUGUUGAACAGUAUGUACCAUCAACAAGACCACAAUCUUAUCAACAAAGAACCUCAUCUCUGAACCAAAAUGGAUCAGAACAAUAUCCUAAUGAUAACACAACAUGGCACAGACCAGGGAGCAUGGAUUUUACUUCAUCACCACAGGAAGUAGCACCUCCUUUACCAUCAACUGCACCACCAACCAACAUAGAUAAACAGAGUAUUCAAGAUCCUGCUUAUGGAAAUACAACAGUCAAUAUGAGACAGGGUGGACAACAGAUGACAAAUUCGUUUACUGGUAGACCAACAUCAUUACCACCUUAUGUUGCACCACCCCCAGCUGUCGUAUCACCUAGCACACCAACACUGUCAGUAGUUGAUGGCAGACGAGCAUCUGAAAGUGGUUCAGAAAGUGAACAAAGCUCUGGAGGUUCUCGUAAAGAACGAGAUUACAAACGUAGCUCUGUAUUGAGUAACUUUUUCGGUAGAAGAAAAAAGCCAUCACAAUCAUAGAAUCAUCUAGAAAAACAAUAUUUUUUAUAAAAAAAAAAAAAAAAAAAGAAUAGAAAAAAAAGACACAUAGUUUAUAUAGUAGGUGAGCAUAUUUAUUUAGAGUACAUAUUUUAAAUAUUUUUAUUAAUUUAUUAUCGCUAAAGUAGAUUCGAUAAAAAAAUAAAAAAUCACAUAUUUUUAUGAUUACAGAGUGUGAUGAUAAAUCAAGAUUCAAUUUUUAUUAUAUUUCAUUUUUUGUAGUAUAUAGAUAAAAAUUUUCAUAAACUUUACGUAAUUUUAAAAGUAAUCAUUGAAUUUAUAAAUACACAAUCGAAUUUUCUUUUUAUUAUUUUGUUUACUAUUUUUAAUUUAAAUAAAUAAAUAAAUCAUUAUAUCAUCAACAUUGUAAUUAUAUAAUAAUAAUCAAUGAUUGAAUAUUUUAUAUUAUUAAUUAUACUUAUAAAAUCAAAUUCCCAAGAAGAUGAAUUCAAUGGAAAUAUUACUAUUAUAACUUUAGCUUGAAAUGUACCUGACUCUCUUUCAAUCGGUGUCAGUUGAAUUAAGCAAAGAAGAAAAAUUAUUAUUUUUUUUUUUUUUUUUUUUACUAUUCUGUAGAUGUCAUUAUAUAAAUAUAAUUAUUAAUUAUAUAUCUAUACAUAUGUUAAAAGUAUUCACAGAAUAUUUGUAUAUCUAUAUUUAAAAAAAAAAAAAUUAAUUGAUAAAUAUAUUGUUAAGAACAGCUAUAUAUUCUGAACCAAUGAGCAACUUGUAUCUUAUCAAAACAUUUUUAUAAU